Messenger RNA from Labeo rohita (rohu), 3244 nucleotides. RefSeq names its product SWI/SNF related, matrix associated, actin dependent regulator of chromatin, subfamily c, member 1b (gene smarcc1b). Gene Ontology annotation, cellular component: npBAF complex; nBAF complex; SWI/SNF complex. Gene Ontology annotation, molecular function: nucleosomal DNA binding; histone binding. Gene Ontology annotation, biological process: positive regulation of DNA-templated transcription. The coding region runs from base 64 to 2985 and encodes 973 amino acids. The transcript has 28 exons. The record is from RefSeq and is a predicted model, not a curated record. NCBI's taxonomy places the organism in Eukaryota, Metazoa, Chordata, Actinopteri, Cypriniformes, Cyprinidae.
CCGCUAGAGGCGCCGUGGAGUCUACCGUCAUUCUGGGUAGCGAAGGCUAAUUAGCAUGUAACAAUGGCUGCCCAAGCGCUAGGAUCUGCUUCUGCGGGACCUACGACGAGUCAAGCCGGUUGCAGCUCUUCAUUGAGCCGAAGAAUGGACGGUGGACCGUGUUGUAAAUUUUGGGAAAACCCGGAAAUAAUCUCUCAGUUGGAAGCUGUUCGCAGUUGGAUUGGAAAGCAUUAUAAAAAGUAUGUACAGACUGAUGCUCCCUCCAGCAAGUCUCUAUCUGGGCUGGUCGUCCAACUGCUGCAGUUUCAGGAAGAUUCAUUUGGCCGGCGAGCAAAUAACCCAAGCUUUACAAAACUUCCAGCAAAGUGUUUUCAGGACCUAAGGCCGGGCAGUGCUCUCUGCCAUAUUCUGGGAUCAGUGUACAAGUUCAAGACAGAACAGGGCUGGAGACGCUUUGAUCUACAGAACCCAUCCAGAGUGGAUCGCAAUGUAGAGAUGUUCAUCUCUGUGGAGAAAACUCUGAUACAGAAUAACUUAUUAAGCAGACCUGUGGUGUACCUGUCCCCUGAUCUUGAGCAGAAGCAAGCACUAAAACUUAAAGACAUUGUUGUGCGACACCAGGGCACAGUGACAGAGGACAAGUCACAAGCCACCCACCAAAUUUACCCAUCACCCUCCACAGCAGAUGAAGAAGAUUGGCUUAGGCCAGUCAUGCGAUUGGAUCGGCAAGUGAUGGUGCAUUGGGGCAUGUGUCCAGACAGUUACGACUCGCUUAUAUCAGCAAGUGAUGUCGAUGGAGAAGUGGAGGAACCUCCCAACCCAGACAGGUGCUGGAAGGUUAAUGCCAAAUGGAUUCUUGACACAGACACAUAUAAUGAGUGGAUGAAUGACGAGGACUAUGAGAUUGACGAGAAUGGGAAUAGUAUGAGUUUCAGACGGCGUAUUUACCAAAGCACAGAGGAACAGAAACCUGUGAAGAAACGGCGGCGCUCCCCGUCUCCACCGUCCUCUGAGUCUAAGAAGAAAGGAGGAAAGAAAAGCUCAGGUGUGUAUAAAAGGCGUGGCCAACCAGAGGAGGUGGAGCCAGAGGAAGACCUCACAAAAGAUAUGGAGGAUCCCACGCCUGUCCCUAACAUGGAGGAAGUCAUUCUGCCUAAAAAUGUUAACCUAAAAAAAGACAGUGAAAACACUCCAGUCAAAGGAGGCAUUAUGGCUGAUUUAGAUGACCAGGAUGAGGACCUGCUUUCUGGUGUCAGAGAUGAGGAGGAGCAGAGGGAGUUCGGCCGUGGGAUGGAGGGGGAGGAGAGUGCCACAGAGCAAACGCAUCACAUCAUUGUGCCCACCUAUGCCUCCUGGUUCGACUACAACUGUAUUCAUCAGAUAGAGAGACGAGCUCUGCCUGAGUUCUUCAAUGGGAAGAAUAAGUCCAAGACACCAGAAAUAUAUCUUGCAUACCGCAACUUCAUGAUUGAUACAUACCGACUAAACCCUCAGGAGUAUCUGACCUCAACCUCCUGUAGACGAAACCUGACAGGAGAUGUGUGUGCACUUAUAAGGGUUCAUUCAUUUUUGGAGCAGUGGGGUUUGAUCAACUAUCAGGUAGAUGCAGAAAGUCGACCCCUCCCCAUGGGCCCACCCCCAACACCACACUUUAACGUUCUUACAGACGCACCGUCUGGACUCGUCCCACUACAGCACAGACCCUUACAGGUUUCAGCUUCUCAGCAUAUGUUACAUUUCCCAGAGAAAUUGAGAGAAAAACCAUCUGACCUGCAAAACUUUGGUCUACGGACUGAUAUUUAUGCUAAGAAACAUCCAAAGAGUAAAGGUGCAAGUGCUGGAAGAGAAUGGACAGAACAGGAAACACUCUUGCUUUUGGAGGCUUUGGAGAUGUAUAAAGAUGACUGGAAUAAGGUAUCAGAGCAUGUAGGCAGUCGCACACAGGACGAUUGUAUUCUUCAUUUCUUACGGUUGCCCAUAGAGGACCCGUACCUAGAGAACUCUGAAGCCUCAAUGGGUCCUCUUGCCUAUCAGCCUGUCCCCUUCAGCCAGUCAGGGAACCCUGUAAUGAGCACUGUUGCUUUCCUUGCAUCCGUGGUUGACCCUCGAGUGGCCUCUGCAGCUGCCAAGGCAGCUUUAGAGGAAUUCUCAAGAGCAAGAGAAGAGGCCCCACCAGAGAUAUUCACUGCCAGCUUUCACAAAGCACAGAGAGUCGGGCAUAAUUUAGAUCCGGCCUUUACACUCCAAACGGCCAGCAUUGCAGGACUUGAUCCUGACCAUUCAGAAAAGACUGAUGGGAGUGGUAUAGAAGCUAUGAACACUGAAUAUGAGCAGCAUGAAAAGCUUGAGGGUGACAGCAUCUUGGGAGAGGGAGAGCGUGUGAAGAAUGAGGAGAAAGAAGAGAGUGAAGGAGAGAGGGGAGAGGAGAGCACAGCAGAGGAGAGUUUUGACAUGAGCCUUACCCAAGGGGACGGGGAGGAGAUGAAGAGGAGGGUGGAGCUUGAGCUGGUGGAGGGAAACAUCGCCACAGCUGCUGCUGCAGCACUGGCCUCUGCAGCUACCAAAGCAAAGCACUUGGCUGCAGUAGAAGAGAGGAAAAUUAAAUCUCUAGUGGCUCUGCUUGUUGAGACUCAGAUGAAAAAAUUGGAGAUCAAACUAAGACACUUUGAAGAGCUGGAGACCAUUAUGGAUCGAGAAAAAGAGGCUCUGGAGCAGCAGAGACAGCAGUUAUUGUCGGAGAGGCAGAACUUCCAUCUGGAGCAGGUGAAAUAUGCUGAGAUGAAGGCACGACAGAAUGUGGAACAGCAACAACAACCGGUAGCCACACAGAGCAGCAGUACUACAGCAUACAACCCUCUUCACCACGGUCGUUCGGUAGGCAGUGGUGGUACUGGACAGGUCAUGGGUGCUCGGCACUCCGGAGCUCCCAAUGGCAUGUACCAAGCUCCUCCGUCCUCACAGACUGAUGGGGCCGCACCCAUGUAACGUCUUCAUCGCCUUAAGACCCAAACCCAGCAAGAUGACAUGAAGAACACGGUCACAUCAAAACCCACAUUCACCUCUACAAUAGCACUUCUUCUGUGUAUAUUAAAUAUUUUUUAAACAUUAAUGCUGGCAUAUAAGGGUAAGAUUUGAGGCUUUUCGUUGCCAUAUCUGUCUGUACUUAAUGUUUGUAGAUCUGUUUUUGUAUUGCCACCAAGUACUAAAACAUUUGUUUUAGUACAAAUAAAUCUUUUAUAUGAAG